AUGCAGGUCGCCGAGAUCUUGUCCGACCUGAUGUCCUUGCAAGUCUGCGAUCCAAAUGCAGCACUGGUAUUGGUCUCUGCGAGACCGGAGGGCACCAUCAAAGACGAGCAAAAGCGUAGCGAAGGAGGAGCUCAGGAUGAUCCGGAUCUAAAGCGAGCAAAAGACCUCCUUCAUCUCCACUCCACUGUCAAGCUGGCACAUCAAGAUGGCACCGAUCGGGAGCUUAACGAAGCGCGUGAGGCCGUCGAGAAAGUGUUGCGGGCGCUGUGA
Saxophila tyrrhenica is the source of this 270-nucleotide messenger RNA. RefSeq lists its product as uncharacterized. Bases 1 to 270 code for a protein of 89 amino acids. The transcript is spliced from 2 exons. The record is from RefSeq and is a predicted model, not a curated record. Lineage: Eukaryota; Fungi; Ascomycota; Dothideomycetes; Mycosphaerellales; Extremaceae.